Molecule: messenger RNA, 6135 nt
Organism: Eleginops maclovinus (Patagonian blennie)
Lineage: Eukaryota; Metazoa; Chordata; Actinopteri; Perciformes; Eleginopidae
Product: nidogen-1-like
Biological process (GO): cell-matrix adhesion
Molecular function (GO): calcium ion binding
Source: RefSeq, a predicted model, not a curated record
ACCCGCUCAUCGCACCUCAUCCCCGGCUUACUUCUUUUAGAAACACCGCUCUUUCUAACUUUAUCUGUGGAGCAUUUGUGGAGAAAAUGGGUCCACGGUACCGGAGCUGGUUGUGGUUCUGGUCGUGCUUAUUGAGCCUGAGUGUUUUGACCCAGGCUCUGGAGCUGGAGGAGCUGUUUGAGUUCGGAGAAGAAGCCGGAGACCAGCAGCUGCAGCCCGGAUCCGACUCCACCGCAGAGCUGCCCCUCAACGGAUCUCUGUACUUCUUCAGCAACACCUUCGACAAAGUUUAUAUUAACACGAAUGGAUUUGUGUCCACGGUGGAGCCUGAGGCCGAGGAGGAGUACCUCGGGAAGAUGCCCUCCAAUUUCAAAAUGAUUUCAGCCCUUCUGGGAGACCUGGAGGACAGCGACGGACAGGGGAGGGUGCACUACAGGUGGGACAGCAGCCCGGAGAUCCUGAAUAAAUCCGCGGAGCACAUCAGGCGAGCUUUCCCCAGAGACGAGGGAGUGGAUCCCAUCACUGUGUUCAUCGUCACCUGGGAAAACAUGGCCGCCCGGGGGACGUCUGGACGAGGAGACAGGCUGGACACCAAAAGAAACACUUUCCAGCUGGUCGUGGCCAUGAUGGAUUUGUCCUCCUGCGCCAUCCUCUUGUACCCCCAAGGCGGUCUGCAGUUUCUCUCCACGUCAGUAGGGGGCAAGACUGAGCUCCUCGAGGCGGGAUUCAAUGAAGGACUUGUAGACGGCUGGUUCUGGAAGACAUCGUUGGGAACGUACUUCCGCACCACCACCAAUGAAGAGACCUCCAUCAGGGAACUCACUGAGAAGACCAACGCAGGACAGAAAGGAGUCUGGGUUUACGAGAUCGGCUCCUCGCCAUUCUUUGUCGCCAUUACUGGGGGAGUGACCACCGAGGAAGACGAGGCCACCGAACUUUCCUCGACCGUCCUUCCUAGGCAAACCCAGGUGGAAGAGAUCACACCUGCCAAUGAGUACCAACCCAUAUACCCAGAAACUGAGACCCUGACACCAGAGUAUGGGGGGCUGGAUUAUGAGCCAGAAUACCCCGAAUCUGAGACACCAACAAACACUGACGUUGAGAGGGCUGAACCCAGAUACCCCGAACCAUCUGAACCCAGAUACCCCGAACCAUCCGAACCCAGAUACCCCGAACCAUCUGAACCCAGAUACCCCGAACCAUCUGAACCCAGAUACCCCGAACCAUCUGAACCCAGAUACCCCGAACCAUCUGAACCCAGAUACCCCGUCUCCGAGCCUUUGCAACCGAGGUACAGCGUCCCAGAACCCGUUGAUCCUAGAUAUGCUCCAGUCGAUCCGAGGUACCCUGAACCAGUCCAACCACUGCCACCCUAUCACCGGCCCCAGCAACCCCAGAUCGUCGUGGUUGACGAGGACGAAGAUCUCAAUGUCAACGUAUUUGCGUACAAUUCGGAGACCUGCGCCCACAACCGGAACAAAUGCUCGGCCUUCGCUGACUGCCGGGAUUACAGCCAAGGGUACUGCUGCCAUUGUAGACCUGGGUACUAUGGAAAUGGGAAGGACUGUGUAGCAGAAGGCAAACCUCAGAGAAUGAAUGGCAAGGUUAUCGGUCGAGUGUUCGUCGGGAACUCUGCCACGCCCAUUGAGCUCAGUAACAACGACUUGCAUUCGUACGUGGUAGCGAAUGACGGACGGGCCUACGUGGCCAUCAGCAACAUCCCUGCCGGCAUCGGUCCCUCCCUGCAGCCGCUGUCCUCUCUUGGGGGAGUCAUCGGGUGGGCUUUCGCUUUGGAGCAGCCGGGCUACCAGAACGGAUUCAGUCUGAUCGGUGGUGUGUUUUUCCGACAAGCCGAGGUGAUCUUCCACCCCGGUAACGAGCGCCUGAACAUCAGGCAGCAGUUCAAAGGAAUCGACGAACACGACCACCUGGUGGUCAGCACCGAGCUGGACGGACGUCUGCCCGCCAUCCCACUGGGGUCCUCUGUGCAGAUCAGCCCAUACAAGGAGGUCUACCAGUACGACAGAAACUUGAUCACUUCCUCCUCCAACCGCGACUACACCAUCACCUCGUCUGAAGGCGACGUCCAGACCAGAAGCUACCAGUGGCGUCAGACCAUCACCUUCCAGAGCUGCUUGCACGACGAGGCCAGCAGGGCGGCGAUGUCCACCCAGCAGCUCAGUGUGGACCAGAUUUUUGUGAUGUUCGAUCCCGAUAACAAUCUGAUCCGCUACGCCAUGAGCAACAAGAUCGGCUCCGUCCACAGUUCUCUUCCCGAGCAGAACCCAUGCUUCACCGGCAGACACGGCUGUGACAUCAACGCUAUGUGCCGACCAGGAGAAGGCCUGCAGUUCACCUGUGAUUGUGCCUCUGGUUUCACUGGAGACGGACGCUACUGCCAAGAUACCGACGAGUGCCGUGAGUCGCCUCAGAUCUGUGGAGCUAACGCCGUCUGCAGCAACCAGCCCGGGACCUUCCGCUGCGAGUGUUUCACCGGCUUCGUGUUCGCCAACGACGGACGGACCUGCAUUGAGGAGAACCGCCCGGUGGAUCACUGUCAGAGAGGAACCCACGACUGUGACGCUCCUGAGCGAGCCUCCUGCAGCUACACCGGCGGCUCCGCCUUCAUCUGCUCCUGCCUGCCGGGAUUGGUGGGCGACGGGCGGGUGUGUCGAGACGUAGACGAGUGUCAGCAGGAUCGCUGCCACCAGAACGCGUUCUGCUCCAACACACAGGGAUCCUACUCCUGCCAGUGCCAUCCUGGUUUCCACGGCGACGGCUUCCAGUGCAGCCCCAUUUCUACAGAGCGUGAGAAGACGGUGUGUGAGCGUCACAGAGAGAGCGCUCAGUCCUCCUCCUCCUCCUCCUCUGGCUCCGGGAUCUUCUCCUUCUUCCGCCCCCGGCCGUCCGUCGGUCAGUACGUCCCUCAGUGCGACCGCCACGGAGCCUACGAGGCCACGCAGUGCCACAGCAGCAUCGGGCAGUGCUGGUGUGUGGACGCCGACGGCCAGGAGAUCCCCAACACCCGCACCGGGCCCGGCAACACCGCCCUGUGUAUCGACCAGGCGGUGUCUCCCACUCCGGUGGGUCCGACCCCGCGGCCCGACGUUCAACCCGUCGCUCCGGGGACUCACCUGCUGUUCGCUCAGAGCGGGAAGAUCGAGCGCGUUCCUCUGGACGGAAACAGCAUCAAGAUGGAGGAGGCCAAACCGAUGCUGCACAUCCCCGACCGGGUGGUGAUCGCCAUGUCGUUCGACUGCGUGGAGAAGAUGGUUUACUGGACCGACAUCACCGGGCCGGCCAUCAGCAAGGCCCGUCUGAGCGGAGGAGACAUCAUCCCUGUCGUCACUACAGAUCUCCAGAGCCCAGAAGGCCUCGCCGUCGACCACGUGUCCCGGCUCCUCUUCUGGACCGACUCCAUGCGCGACACGGUGGAGGUUUCCAAGCUGGACGGCAGCCAGCGGCGGGUUCUGUUCGACACGGAUCUGAUCAACCCGAGACCCAUCGCGGUCAACCCGGCGUACGGGCGGCUGUACUGGGCAGACUGGAACAGAGACGGGCCCAAAAUCGAGAUGUCCAACAUGGACGGGACGGAUCGGACGGUCCUGGUGAGCGAUGACCUGGGGCUUCCCAACGCUCUGACCUUUGACAUCGAACAACAGGAGCUCUGCUGGGCCGACGCAGGAACUCAUAAGGUGGAGUGUAUGGAUCCUCACCAACGGCUGAGGAGGCAGAUCGUUGAAGGGAUCCAGUAUCCCUUCGCCAUGGUCUCCCUGGGAAAGAACCUUUAUUAUACCGACUGGAGGAGAGAGGCGGUGGUCUCCGUGGACCGCUACGCAGAGAAAGAGACGGAAGAGUUCCUGCCGCAGAAACGCUCCCGACUUUACGGCAUCACCACGACACCGACGCAGUGUCCACAAGCCUAUAACUACUGUGCCAACAAUGGCGGCUGCUCUCACCUCUGCCUGCCGCGGCUCGGCGGCUUCACCUGCCGCUGCCCGGACGCCGCCUCCGCCGGUCCGUGCGAGGAGAGGAACCUGUGAGCUGCUGCUGGGACUCACGAAACAAAACACACUUAACUCGACUUUGGUGUUUCCUACAUUUCUUACUUGAAUUGAACAUUUUCCACAAUCAUUUUUGUGUGUGUUUCUGGCCGUUGGAAGCAGUUCAGACUGUACUGUAUUUAUGAUGUCACACUUCAGGUGAGAUGAUUUACCUUUUGGAUUCAGAUGUAGUUGCUGACGUGUUUGUGUUUAGACUCCUGGUUGAAGAGGAGACCAAAGUGACACUAAAUCUUAAACUCUGGGAAGACCUAAAAACCCUCUAGUGAUGAUAAUUAUUUGAAAAGGUACUGAAUGAUAAACAUAACGUUGUUUUUUAUUAUAUUUUAAAAGUGAAACUCCUUAGUUAUUUCUUAUAACUGCGUGAACAAUCAGAUAUAAUUCAAUCAAUCUUCAAUCAAGGGCCUUUGAAAUGUUAGAUGUUUAAAUGAAAUGCCUCAAAAAGGUUUCUGAAAAAGACAAACCUUGACACAAAAACCCUGAAGUAACUUAGCCAUGUGUCUGAAUACAAACUUUGGGAGGCAGCGCCACCUAGGGGUGAAAGGCAAUCACAUACACUCAAAGGCUGGUCUUACAUUUCACUGAAACCACUCAAGAGUUAGAACCAUUUUCACAAAACCGAUGCAUCAUAUUUAGGUUAAUCCAAACAGAUAUAUAUAGUGUAUAUAUAUUGUAGCACAUUAAGUGAAGACUUGAUGAAUAUGUACUAAGAAACUACCAAAAAGGCGUAAAAUAUGCUGCAAAAUAGUCCGAUUUUAGGAAGAAUUGCAAGAUUUUAUUAUCCAAAAGGUAAAGUGGCCAUGUGAUGACACUAUAUUGUCCACAAGAGUUUAUCAAAUGUAGCUUAAAGCCAAAAGAUAAGAACACAAAACAGACUCCAUAAACGCUGAUUUACUGCAGUGCAUUCUCAACAAUCGUACCGGAUGUUUCAUGUUUGUUUUUAAAGGAUGGCAAAAUGUUCUGACUCAUUUGUAAAAUAAAGCAAGCCAAGCCAAUCUGAGAUUACUCUAUAUUUUAGCAAUCAUAUAUGAUCAAUUAGAAUUGUGUUCCCCUACAGAACUGACUUGUAUGUUAUUAUUAUUUUGUGAAGUGGACCACUAAUAUCCCCACAGUGAUCCUGAGGUAAAGGGCUGAAAAACCUUUCACCAGAUGUAUGGUGUUGUUUGUACUACGACUCAGUGUAUUUUUUUAUAUGAACUUGUAAAUAAUGACCUGAUAUGCAGACGGUGUUCUCUGAUGUUUUUAAUGUUGCCUGAGAUCUACCUGAAGACGAAUACUGUGAAGGUGUGCGGGAAGUAUCCGGAGAACAAGGUGUAUGUUUGUGUCAUGUAAACGUCCUUUAUUUUCUAUUGUAGGACCAUUAAGGGUUCCUCCUCCUUCUUCUUCUUCUACAAUCAAACCGUUUCUAAAGUUAUUCAAAUGAUCUUAAAACCAGGAGAAAUACAAGUGUCCAAUUUAAAUUCUAUUUUGAAGAAGCUCCGAUAUUUUUAAGUCUUCAUUUUGGCUUCAAUUAUAUUUUUUCAAACAUGAAAAAUACAUUUUUGAUUCAAACCCUUGAAAGACUGUUUUUACCCCAAAAAUAUCUUAAUUUGAUUAUUUUAUUUAAUUGUUAUUUUGCCCGCCGUAGACUUAUAUACACAGUUAAAAAAACUACAAAAUUUAAAAAUAUCUCUCAUUUGUAAAGUCUGUCUUAUUUGAUAUAAAAACAAAUUGCAAAUUCUUUUUAAAAAAUCCUGAAAUUUGGUCGUUAUGAGGCGUGGUUCCGCACACAGCUCGUGAAACAGGUCAAAGGUGACUGAAUAUUUUUACAGCAGCAGGAGAAACGUCUAACUGGUGCAGAAGUUUUAAGAAAGUCCCAUGUUUACAUGACAGGAACAUCACUGUGCUCGUUGUGUUGGAGGUGAAGUGAAGAGCAGGUCAGUGCAACGUUUCUAAAAUCAGCUCAGGUUUAUUUUGUUGUUGUUGUUGUGGGAACUGAUCCCCCAUCAGGGAGGUCAACAUGGUGUACUGACGAUCAGCCAAAGAGGGAACACUAACAACCUGUACAGCCUCAAUAAAACAUUUCAAAACACAA